AUGCUGGAGUGUCGGGCGUGUGUACUGCGCAGUAUACGUGCCAUUGCCGGCGAUGCAUACGGAACAGCAUCGAUCCUCCAGCGACCGCUAAUACUCACACCUCAGCCCGCGAAUCGACCUACACGAAGGAGGCUUGCCACGGCGACGGCGACGGCGACGGCGGCAGCAGAGACCAAUGCAGUCGAGCAAGAUGAGCUGUCAGGUCUCGAGCCGGUCGCACAGCCCACGACGGACAUCAUACGCAGCAAAAGAGGAGGCACUAUCGUUGUCAGCAACGAGAAAGCGCUGCGGAAAGAGCUCAUACAUCUGAAGGACAGGGUGAAGCUGGCCGAUCAUGUCCACUACAUUCUGCGAGACAACAAGUCCGAAAAGGCGCUGGACCUGUGUCGACUGGCGAGUCGAGAGAUGCGAUGCACCGUAGCAUGGAAUCAUGUCAUUGCCUGGAACCUGGAGAAGGGUAAAGUCAAGCAGGCUUUGGAGGUCUACAACGAGAUGAAGAAGCGAGCGCAGUGGCCCGACAGCUACACCUACAUGAGACUGUUCCAGGGGUUGAUGGACAAGCCAGAGCAUCUGGGAAAGGCCGUUGCCAUCUAUAAUAGCAUGAGUAGCCCAACAAGCAAGGUGAAGCCGAGCGCUAUGCACAUCAAUGCCGUGCUGCGCGCGUGCUCGCUUGCUUUGGAUAUGGAUGCGCUUUGGGGUGUUGUGGCACACUUGCCGGACACCGGGCCAAAUGCUGCCGACACUACCACAUACACUACCAUUCUUCAAGCAAUACGACAUGCCGCUAUGGGUGACGAGCAGGAUCCGCAGCUCAUGGAAUCGCAAAGGCAAGAGGCAGUGAACGAAGGCAGGCGCAUUUGGCAGGAAAUCAUUCAUAAAUGGCGCGCGGGAGAUCUGAUCAUCGACGAGCAAUUAGUUACGGCCAUGGCUAAUCUCUUGCUGAUCAGCAGGAGGCUGAAAGACACCGAUGAUGUGCUUUCCCUUGUCCACCAAACCACAAACCUGGAACGCCUGAUAGCUCCUCUCGGUUCUCCAGAGCGCAACGUCCAGCACCUGCCGAGGAGCAUGUCCACUCUUGAUCCCGAAUAUAACGGCACUACCCAGCCGGGUCGUCAGCAUCACCGCGUAGCAGAUCCAGAAGGCUUCGUGCCCUCGCCAGCUGCAUCAGCAUUCAAACCCGUCACACCGUUAGUACGUGAUUCAUCUCGCCCCAAACGAGGCACCGCGCUGGCUUGGGUGAAGCCCGGCAAUGGUAUUCUUUCAGCUCUGUUCCGAGCGUGCCGUAUCAUGCGCAUCCCGAAGAUCGCUUAUGCCUAUUGGGACGUCAUCACAGCACCUCCAUAUCGCCUAGAGCCAGAUUUGAGCAAUUUCAAAGAAGUUCUCCGAAUGUACCGAAUUAAUCGUGCUGCCGACAAAGCAGCAUCCACUGUGGAGAAGGCUCACAAUGAAUACGGAGUCCGACCAACGCCUGCGACUUACCAGCUUGCAAUGGCAGUCUGCGCGAGAGACCACAAGAAUCGUAGGAUCAUGGACACAGCCUCGAGAAUUAUCGAUGAUAUGAUGGAGCAUCUCGAGCAACCCGACAUCGUCACAUUGGAGCAGUAUCUUUCCCUCGCGCUUGCCACUUCCGACGGGCCGCAGAUCGUUUCAGCCUUGAUGCAUCUCAUGCCCGUUGCAGAGCGAAUGCAA
Messenger RNA from Pseudocercospora fijiensis CIRAD86, 1689 nucleotides. RefSeq lists its product as uncharacterized. The annotation marks the transcript as partial. NCBI's taxonomy places the organism in Eukaryota, Fungi, Ascomycota, Dothideomycetes, Mycosphaerellales, Mycosphaerellaceae. The transcript has a single exon. Gene Ontology annotation, molecular function: protein binding. The record is from RefSeq and is a predicted model, not a curated record.